Messenger RNA from Brassica napus (rape), 702 nucleotides. Its product is annotated as heavy metal-associated isoprenylated plant protein 13. Bases 194 to 547 code for a protein of 117 amino acids. NCBI's taxonomy places the organism in Eukaryota, Viridiplantae, Streptophyta, Magnoliopsida, Brassicales, Brassicaceae. Gene Ontology annotation, molecular function: metal ion binding. The transcript is spliced from 3 exons. The record is from RefSeq and is a predicted model, not a curated record.
UGGUCAUUUUGGUCAUUUUUCUCCUUGUGGUGUAUUUUUGUAACCAAAACUUGAAAAUAGUCUAUUUAGGAGAAUUGUCAUAUAUAUAUAUAUAUGUGGGUAUCUUAUACGACUUGCAAUAGUCAGAAAUCAUCUCUUCUCUCUAAAAAUUAUAUCAGAAAUUUCUGAAGCUUCUCUAUAUUUUUCUUGAGCCAUGACCGCGCAGAAAUCUGUGUUACAAUUAAGUGUUCAUGAAGAAGGAAUCAGGAAGAAAGCGUGGGUAGCCGUUUCUAGGUUUUCAGGGGUUACUUCGAUAGAAAUGGAUGACAAAACCGGUAAAAUGACGGUAGUUGGUGAAGUUGAUGUGCCGAGAAUCGUGAAGAAGCUAAGGAAGAUAUGUAGUGCAGAGCUUGUUACAGUUGAAGUUGUUAAACCCUCUGAGAAAAAGCCUGAACCGAAGAAACCGGAUGAUUUUGUUGCUUAUCCAUUUUCGAUUAACUACCCGUACCCAUACCAUUCAUACUAUCCACCAUACUGUUAUUGUAAUUGUGGUGGAGCAACCAAAUAAUACGUGCAGUUAUAUAAUUUUCCUAGAUUUCUUUCAGAUAACAUAAUAUAGAUUAGCAAUGUAACAACUUUUUGAUGAAAGCAUAUUUUUGAGUUAAUGUAAUAUACAUUUAUGAGUUUAUUUUGAAGAGAAAAACACAAUUGGUGUAUGGUAAA